This is a messenger RNA of Trypanosoma cruzi, 3912 nucleotides long. RefSeq lists its product as uncharacterized. The record is from RefSeq and is a predicted model, not a curated record. NCBI's taxonomy places the organism in Eukaryota, Euglenozoa, Kinetoplastea, Trypanosomatida, Trypanosomatidae. Bases 1 to 3912 code for a protein of 1303 amino acids. The transcript has a single exon.
AUGCCGACUGGGAAUGAGACGUCCAUUUUGUCUUUUUUGCGUGCAGGAACAUUAGCAGGUUGUCCAUAUGUAGAGCAGGUAGCUUCUACUGUGAGAAAAGUCACUGUACCUCCUGCUGAAUCAGCCACCUCUUUGUCAUCUCCAUUAUCGCCUUCACUCUCUUCCUCUUCCUGCCUGUGGCCUCUUGCAUUUUGUAAUUUUGAGAAUUGUCGUCAAGAGAAAACGCUUUUGUGGGCCACUGCUCUCCGCCACAAAGCCAUCACGGCAGAGGCCAAGAAAUUAGGUUUGGAUGCGCUGCAGCGAGGUGAGGUGCGGAGACGCGCUAAACUUUUCUUCCAUGUGGAGGGGCGGCAUAAAUGCGGCCCGAAUGACACCGCUUCGGAUGCGGAAAAACAUACAUUGGCGGACAUUCUGAGGGAGGAGGUGGACGGGUGCCGUGCCUGGACAGAUGUGGCCAAUGGCACCAGAUUUCAGAUGAGUUUUCUCUUAGGCGGCGGUGAUAUGGUGGGAGUCGCAAAGGAGAUGUCUGCCCUUGAGGCCACAAUGUCCGGUCAUGGUGACACAAGCCAAGCUAAUCGUAUUCGACUGUUGGUAUGCGCCGUCGCCGUGGUGUCGGCGAUGUUGAAUCAUUUUUGCCCACUUCGCUGGGUCAUAACUGCUUCUACAGGAGUUCCGCAUGUUUGGGAUCAGGCAAUUGCUCUUGUUGAGCAGCUUCUUAACGACGAGGCUAUCGUCUCUUUUUUCAUGGCCGAAGCGCUUGCAUCGGCGAUUAUGUCUAUUUCUUCUUCAGACGUGACGAUGCGACGCUACGAUGUCCUUUUGAAGGAAAAACGGAAAAGGAUGUUGGCAUGCAUCCUUCCCCUCCAACACGUUUUGGGUGGGGGAGAGGCCGCACCCCUCUCCAUUGCGGGUGUCGCAAAGAAUACGCUUCACUUGCGUACAGAGACGCAGCUGCUUGACUUGAAACGAGGUUUGCAGAAGGAGCUGCGUGAGCGAUUGGCAAUUGCUUCAAAACUGGAUCAGCGUAGCGUGGAUCGGGCGCGGCAAUUCAAGGAAGCAUGUGAAUUGUACCGAGCGACAGUGAAGGAAAACCAGACGGACGGACGCCACCCGAUACUUCAAAAAAAAGGCCUUACCGCUCUCUCCCGUACUGACAUUUUGCCUGGGCGGUGUGUCCAGUUAAGCGAUGUACCCGGAGAGAACAAGUUGAGAACGGAAACGAAAAGAAAAUUGAGCUGCGAAACCGACACCAGCACCCAUGAAGCAAAGGUUACAUCGUCCUGCUGGGAGCGCACAGUUUUAGAGGUUUGGAGGGCACGUCGCGAGGCCGUCCUUGGAGUGCUUCGGGAAUACUGGAUUGUUGAUAAUGGCUCUUUGAGGAGGAAAGGCAUAGAGAAAAAAACGGAGACGAAGGAGAAGGCUGGACCUUUGUGGAUGACCGAUGCGUUGCUAGGGACUCUUUCACGUCAACUACUUGCAUUGAUCGGUGUACAGGGUCAGAAUUUGAUUUCUUUGUUGGAUACACUCUGGAGGUGGAUUGGAUGUCAGCGUGACGCACUUGAUGAGGGAAUGUACACGGCACUUGCAGUUGAGUUGGUCGUUUUUCUUUUGGUUGCUAAAUAUUACUCUUCUCGUGCCGAUAAUUUGCUUUCGGAAUUGAUGGCUAUUUUGAAGCAUCUGGCGGGAAUUCGUGUCCGCGAUGAUUUCUCUUCUCCAUUACUCCAAAAGGUACCGGACGCGUUGGCUGUGGUUCUCUUUGAUGCGGUGUUUUUUUCCCUUUCAACAGGGAUUUCCUGUUUCUCAGAAGGGAAUUCUGACGGUUCACGCGACCGUCGACUGUCAUCGCCUGUCUCAACCUUGUUGUGGGAACUUCAAUCCUCGGUCACGUUGAGGCAUGCGGUGUCGAUUCUUCAGGGCGGCAGUUCGCGCCAACUUCCAACAGGAAGUGGUGGUGUGAACCCGUUGUCAUUAACGCCCUCUUUGGGGGACACUGAAGAAUUGACGCUCUUAACCGACGUAGCAAGACAUGGAAGGUGCGGCGGAGUUGCACUGAAUGUGUCGCCCAGGCAUGAUGUGUGUUUUCUUGUGACGCUCACGGAGCUUCUUGGGACGAGUGUCUUUGCUUAUUUGAAGGAAAUUCCGAUUCGUACAAAGAGGCCGCCACCGCGGUUUCUCAGUGAGGCACUAUGGAAUGCACUUCUACCACUGACCUCAGGGCUACUUCAUCACAUCCAACGCAUGCAUAUCGAAAAUGGGUCGAAGGCAGUACGCCGUUUCUUGGAGUUUAGUCGUGCCCUUGUUGAGGAAUUGACACCGCGGUGGGAGUACAACAUUGUGCCUACGCGGCGUCUACAAAAGAAGGGGGUGGCUAUUUUCAACUAUACCGCCGUGGAGCAAGAGUACGAGGCGAACCAUGUUGUAGAGGAUCGUGUGGUCAAGUUUACUUCUCUUCUUGAGUGGUUACUAAUGGGGGCUUCUGAGUUCUUUCCGGAACUUCUCACGGAUGGUCACAGCUUUUCCCGUAUGUGCAAUGCUGUUGGGCUUAUUUUAUACGAUGUGGAUGGUCGUACGGGACAUAAGAUUAUGACGCACCUCCUCCGUCUUGUACCGCCUAAGGAAAAGAUGGACAUUGAGGCUUAUAUUGCAGCCAUCCGUUGCUUGUCUUCUAUGCGGCAUGGUUGUACACUUUGGGAAGAGGCUGUAAAAUACUACCGAGAAGCAGUUCAUUUUAUGGAGGAUGAUGCCAACGCAAAGGACGCCAUGAACUCCCAUCGUCGUCCACACGUGCCCGCAGAUCUCUCCACUGCCCGUGUGUUGCGUUGUAUUGGAAGUAGUCCCCUGCCUCACGUGCCUCGGUGUACGUUGACGUUACAAAUCUUUGCGUUUGCUCGGGCAUCCGGUGUUCCUUUAAGUCUUCAGUCGUAUUCUUCUUGCUUACUUAACUUUACACUACGGAAGAAUCCGCCCACGAAGGCGUUUUUUGUUGCACCGUGGUGUGAUGCAUUAGAGUGGUAUGACGAUGUUAUGUCCCGUAGUGAGCAGGUGCCUUUGCCGAAACAAGAUCCCUUAUGUUUUCAGGUAGCAUGCUUACAGAGUUUACUUGCACAGGGAGAUUGGCCAGAGGCACUUUUUUCACUUCCAUUGGCAGAUAUUGUCCGUCAACAUGGUGACGACGCGGCUGAAUUGAAUUUAAGUCAAUUUUCAGGGAAGGUGUCUUUCCUGCUGAGGCUAUGUGCGUCCGAUCGAACACGGAGCUGCGCCCAUGCCGCGAAGUCGUUGCUCUACGUGUUUCAAACCCUACCCUCUCUUAAACCUGGUACGCAGGCGGCAAACCUUGAAGAUAUGCAGAAGUUGUGUCAUGUUGCUAAUAAAUACCUUCCUGUGGUUUCUGAACCGAAAUUAACGAACGGCGCACCGCUGUUUCGUCACGAGACACCAAUAAUUCCCAGAAUUUCAUUGGAGCUGGAAUUUGAAUGGGCGCGCUCUUUGGAACCGUUUGGUUUUUCUUUUUGCCAUUUCUACCACAUCCAGGAUUCACUGAUGGAAAAAUUGGAGGCGGCCAUUUUAUCCCGCCUGCAUAGGAGAAAGAGUGAUACCGAUGGGCGUGAUGGAAAAGAUUCAGAUCAGCCUUCUGCAAUUAUACGAGUUCGUGAGCGUGUGUCUUGUACAUUUCCUCUCCUUCAAACGGUGUGGUCAGCAGAAGAGUUUUUGAAGAAAACAAAAGAGGCAGAUGGUGUGGUAAGGGGAGGUGAUGAUGUCCGCUCACGCAUGGACACGUGCUAUGCCAGUGUUAUGCUGCCCCUGCGACGACUGGAAAGAAUUCGUGCAGAGAAAAGACGAGGUAUGCGGAGACGUGAUCCGUCUUUGCGGCAAGAUAGAGGGGGGAGGAGAGAAACGGGACGGAAUGAGUGA